Molecule: messenger RNA, 1099 nt
Organism: Triticum urartu
Lineage: Eukaryota; Viridiplantae; Streptophyta; Magnoliopsida; Poales; Poaceae
Gene: SIP1A
Product: small and basic intrinsic protein 1A
Biological process (GO): transmembrane transport
Cellular component (GO): membrane
Molecular function (GO): water channel activity
Source: RefSeq, a predicted model, not a curated record
CAUAGCAGUAUCAUCGGGGUUCUGUUGGCGUUGGGUUGUUAGGCGAGAGGGACGGAGGGCGUGUUUCCUCCCUCCAAUCUUCUCUUCUUUUCUCGUUCUCUUUCUCUUGUGCUGCGUGCCAAGCCAGACCCAUACAUACACCCACCCAGCCCACCAAUCACUGCCAGCAGCGACGGAGUGAGGGAAGCAAGCAAGGAAGGAAGGGACGCUCGGAUGGCGAUGGGAGCGGCUGUGCGGGAGGCGGCGGCGGACGGCGUCGUGACCUUCCUCUGGGUGCUCUGCGUCUCCACGCUCGGCGCCUCCACGGCCGCCGUCACCACCUACCUCAGCCUGCACGAGGGGAUCCACUACGCCCUCCUCGUCACCGUCUCCAUCCUCGCCCUCCUCCUCUUCGCCUUCAACCUCCUCUGCGACGCCCUCGGCGGCGCCAGCUUCAACCCCACCGGCGUCGCCGCCUUCUACGCCGCCGGCCUCACCAGCCCCUCGCUCUUCUCCAUCGCGCUCCGCCUACCAGCGCAGGCCGCCGGAGCCGUGGGCGGAGCUCUGGCCAUCUCCGAGCUGAUGCCGGAGCAGUACAAGCACAUGCUCGGCGGGCCCUCGCUCAAGGUGGAUCCCCACACCGGCGCCGUCGCCGAAGGUGUGCUCACCUUCGUCAUCACCUUUGCCGUCCUCUGCAUCAUCGUCAAGGGACCCCGCAACCCCAUCGUCAAGACAGCGAUGCUCUCCGUCACCACCGUCAGCCUCGUCCUCACCGGCGCCGCAUACACCGGCCCCUCCAUGAACCCUGCCAACGCCUUUGGUUGGGCGUAUGUUAACAAUCUGCACAACACCUGGGAGCAGCUGUACGUGUACUGGAUAUGCCCCUUCAUCGGUGCCAUUCUCGCUGCGUGGACCUUCAGGGCCGUGUUCCCGCCACCGGCCCCUAAGCCCAAGACCAAGAAAGCAUGAUGAACUCAAGCACAAACUUUGACUUAGCAAUUUGGGGACCUGAAGAAGCGAACAUGGUUUGCUAGGGAAUAAUUUGAAAUUGUAUUUAAUCACCUCAAUGUUACACCGAUGUUUAACUUAAAAGUGAUCAUUUAUCAGUCAUCUAUGUUUA